UUUCAUCAAGAGAUUGUUUACAAAUGCAAUGCGUGAGUAUUUGUACGGUACACGGUGAUGUAAAAGCGUGAAUAAUUGUGUGUGUACAGACGCAGUAGCAGCAACCAGCAGCAACAGCAGCAGCAAUAGUAUCCACUCGUCAUUAAUUCGCAUCCGAUUGCUCAUUGAGGGAUGUGCACGUCACCGCGCAUUCCUCUCGUGCUCGUCGUCGCGCACGCCUCGACGCGAUAGCCCGCGAAGUCGCGCGCGGCGUACGUCGUAUACAACACCGUGACCCACUUGUUGCGUCUAGGUUAUGGUGUUAUAAACAAAAAUAUGCUGCGCACAGACGCAUUCAGUCGUAUGACUGUCCAUUCGUGAAUUAGUGCACGAAGCACAGGGCAUGGAGGCGGGCCCGGGGCUGAGCCUGUUCCAAGGCUCGGACAAUAUACAGCUGAACGGAGCGACACAGGAUCGCGAAGAGGAUGAGGAGCAGGAGGAUAUCAAACGGCGUGAGAAGGAGAUCCAAAAUCGCAUGGAAAAUGUAUUUGCUGAUCUGGAGAAUGAUAAUGAUGCCAGUUUUACCGAUAGUAAUUACUAUCAGGACAGUGUCAAAGAUACUGAUUGUACCAAUGCAAUGAUCAGCUGUAGCCUGCAAUUGGUUACACCUGCCAAAAAUCAGGCGGUAGCACAAUCGCAGAAUGAUUUUGGUGUUUAUAAUAGCGUGGAAAAUCUAAAUAAUUAUGAUCUUAAUGUGAUAACAAAUCACAGGUCAGAUGCAGAUUCUGACGCAGGUGUUGGUAGUAGUGGUGAUGCCGGGGGAAUGAUACAAACUGAUAUAACAUCUGAAUUUGGCUUAUAUAGACAAGCAGAGACUCCGUUUGUUAAUCAUAGAUUAAAUGACAACAAUACUAUGUUAGAAUCGCCGUACGAAUUGACAAAACCCUCGAGUACUGAGUAUACUCACAAGAUGUAUCAUAAGCAGGUUGAAGAAUGCACAUUCAGCGAAAAUUACCCCUACAACUAUGAAACACCAUCAAGUCACUAUAAUACACAUCCGAAGAAAUAUUCGAACAACGGUUUCGUGGAUAGAUAUCAGAAUAAUGUACAAAACAAACAAACUCACGAGUUCGGAGGAGGCGACAAUGCUACCUCAGAUCAUAUGAAUCACUGCUAUAAGACUAGCCCGAACGGCAGGCCAAUGGACGACAAUAUAGCGUACAAAACUGCUGAAUACAACAGUAAAGAGCAAUUGGAAGUAAUGUACAUGAUCAGGAUGAGAGAGAUUGAACGCUUGAAGGAGGAGCUACAGCAGUUGCAGAUGGAAAAAGAGGAUGAGAAAAAUCAGCUGGACAGAAAAUUGAUGCUAUUACAAACAGAGAUCAACAGAACAAACAUCUCCAAGAAUGAAGCGCAACAAGUGCUCGUUGAUGCCAAGGCUGACAUAGCUGAUCUGCAAAUACAAAUGGAAUCUCUGAAAGAAAGGAACGCAGUCUUGGAGAAGACGAAUCAAAAUGUGACAGAAGAAUUGAAUAUCGCGAGGAGUUCCGUUAUGGAUCUGCAACAGAAAAUUUCUAUACUGGAAAGAUCACAGGCGUUGCAGACGAAUGACAAGAUGCAUGAGAAGUUUUUGAAACAAGCCCAAGAAAAGCACGCGGUUGAAAUGAGAAAUAUGCAGACGCAAAUAGACGUUCUUACGGACAAGUUAAACGCCAAGCUGCAUAAUAUGGAUACCAGCAACGAUAGUAUUUGGGAAACGUCAUAUGUCGCCCUUGAGUAUAAAUUAGAUGAUGUACGAAGAGCGCACGAGACUCUUAUGGUGGAAAAAGGUGACACCAUGAAUCGAUUGACACAAGCAUUGGAGAAAAGUCAGGCUCAAUGCCGCAGUCUCAUGGCCACAAACAGUAUUCAGCAAGUGAUGCAAUUACAAGCGCAGGUGAAAAUGUUAAGCCAGGAAAAAGAAGAACUGCACAAGAACGUACAUGAGUUACAGAACAAACUGGAGGUGGCUAAGAACGAUGUGGCGCAAUGCGAUUCGUUGCUCGCUACAACUUUAGAAGACGAAUCUGACUCGAUUAGGCAGAUGAAAUUAGGUGAUCAUAAUAAAUCAAAAUCAAAACCCGCUGACGACAUCACGAAUAAAUUGCGAGGUGAAUUACAAAGGUGUGUAGCUAACCAAGUUUUAAAGAGAAAAGAGAUAAAUCGUCUGGAAAACACUUUGUCUCAACGAGAGAAAGAGCUAAAUAAAGUCACGACAGUGGCCGAUUCGUGUCGCCAGGAAGCGGCGCGGUACGCCAAACGAGUUAAUGAAUUAGAGCAAGAACUGAAGUCUGUAUUGACGGACCAGGCUGUAAAAGCGAAUGCUCAAAUACAAAAAUUGUCUGAUCACUUGAACGAUGUAAAGAAAAAGUAUGAAUUACUACACGAUGAGAAAAUUAGUGUAGAACAAAGAUUGGAGGAAGCUUUAGCUGUUAAUCAAGAGAAACUUAAAAAGUUGCAUCAAGAGACUAUGGAGCAACAAGAGAAGGAAACUGUUGAUGAGUAUAAUAAAGAAUACUUGGAGAUACAUGCUAAAACCGUAGAGAGAAUAAAGCAAGAUGCGCAAAUGGAGAUAGUACAAUUAUCUGUACAGUUAGAACAAAAGGAAAAGGAAUUAGACCAUGUAAAAACAUUGUACAUAGACGUUUGCGGAACAAAGGAGCAGUUAGUAAAUGAGCACAAGAACGAGAUCAAAGCAUUGAAAAGUAAAUACACUACGAUAGAAUCGUAUCAAAUGAAUGUAGAGAAAUUGGAGGGCGAACUGCAAACGCAAGUUAAACUGUGUAACAAAUUAACCAAGGAAUGCGAAUCUCUUAAAAGUAAAAUAAUUGAGCUGGAAAAAGAUCUAGCUUAUGAAAAAAGAAAGAAGGAGGAUCACACGAGAAAAAUACAUUCCGAAAUAGAGAGAGCGAAAGAAGAGGCGUUAAGUGAACUAAGAAAUGCACACUCGAAUCAAGAAAUAAAAUUUCAUCCGCUAGACCAUUGUUCUGAACACCUGGAGAAAAUCAAUCAACUGCAAGAAGAUUGCAAACGUUUGGAGGAGAAACUUCAAAUCAAUAUGCAGGAGCAAAAAAAAUUAUCCGAAUAUCAAAACGAAUUGGAUAAUGCUAAAUUGAAGAUAGCGCAGGUAGAAAUUUUGCAAGAGUCGUGGAAGAAAAAAUAUGAGAAUUCCGUCAGUGAGAGGAACGAUCUUUCAGCUAAAAUCUCUAAACAGGAUCUGGAAUUAUCGAAUCUGAAACGCACUGCAAAGUUGGAAGACUCAGAUGACGUGAAGUUGAAGAUUGCACGACUUCAAAUGGAGAACGAAACGCUGAAGAGUCGUUGCGACAAUCUGCUAGACGAGAAAAACACUUGUAGAGAGAAGAUCACCGAACUGGAAACAGAAUUGUCCACCACGAGAAAGGAAAUCAGCAGCCUAGAGGGUAGGAUACAAAAGAGCGGUGACAUCUCGGUGAAUUCAAAGAACGAAUUAGAGAAGGAGCUCUCUCAUUACAAGGAUUUAGUCGCACAAUUCUCCAGGCUGAGUAAUUCGAAGGAGAGGCGUAUAAAUGAAUCGGCACUGGAACAGAGGAUACAACAACUUGAGCAGGAUUUAUAUGACAAGAACGAGAAACUGAACAGGCUAAAGGAUUUCGAAAAAAUCAAAGUAUCCGAUGAGUUGAAUAUGUCACCUCGUAGCGCAACCGAUAGCACGGACUUUCAAAAGAUGAAAGAGACCAUGACAAAGGAAGUGCGAGAAGAAAUGGAACAAAAAGUAGUAAAAGAGCUGAGAGAGAUCGGAGACCAGCAUCUCGAGAAGAGAAAGGAAUUGGAACAAAAGUACAAAACUGUCGUACUAGAAUGGCAGACGAAAUAUAACGAGAAGAAUCAAGAGGCGGAUACUUUGCGGAAGGGUUUGAUAGAGAAAAAGAUGACAAUCGGCAAGAUUAGUGAAGUAAAUCAAAUUAUAAAAAACGAACUGGAGAUCCGCAAACGCGAGCUGCAGACGCGCCAGCUACAGAUCGAGAGUCUGAAAGAAGAUUUAAAACGAAAGGAGAAUGAAGUUGAAGAAGAAAAGAACAUGAUGGCUCAAAUGAUAACCAGAUGGGUCGAUGAAAUCAAGGAAAUUAAAGCUAAGGAAGCAGAGAUGAGUCAGGAGAUACAAAAUUUGAAAUCUAAGGAGGAAAAAUUAGACAAUGAAAUUAAAACGCUAAAAGAUAAAGAGAAAGAUAUGAAGAGUGAUGUAGAUCUAUGGAAACAUAAGUAUGAAGUAGCGAAGAAAACUGCGUAUAAUUAUAAGAAUUACGCGAAGCAGAAGAAGGAAUUUUUGUCGAAUGAAUGCAAACGUAUCGAGGAUGGAUACAAAAAGGCCAUGUAUCAAGUACAACAAAAAUGUCAGGCGCAGGAGGAACGAUACGUCGCGAAAGUUAAAGAACUUGAGUGUCAGUAUACAGAAAAAAUGGAACAAAUGCGACUUACACUAGUACAAAAAUAAAUGUUAAAGUACGUAUUAAGUAUUCUCUCAGUAUGCAAUAUAGCUUCUAUUUGGCAUUUAGAAACGAUUAAAAUAUAAUUACAGAGAGGCUAGGUAUUUUUUAAUUAAAAAAAUUAAUUAAAAAAAGCCCUUAAUUAAAAAAAAGCACUACAUUGUACAACACUAUUGUAGCGGAGAUUUUACGAUAGGGACCAACACACACGCGCGCGCGCGCGCACACACACACACACACACACA
Harpegnathos saltator (Jerdon's jumping ant) is the source of this 4729-nucleotide messenger RNA. Its product is annotated as myosin heavy chain, skeletal muscle. Bases 383 to 4492 code for a protein of 1369 amino acids. The record is from RefSeq and is a predicted model, not a curated record. Gene Ontology annotation, biological process: centriole replication. Gene Ontology annotation, cellular component: centrosome. NCBI's taxonomy places the organism in Eukaryota, Metazoa, Arthropoda, Insecta, Hymenoptera, Formicidae. The transcript is spliced from 12 exons.